UAAAAUUGGUUCCAUUCUUAACUGUCAGUUAACUACAAAUUACCAACAAUUUUGAAAACAAUAAGUGGUUUUCGAAAACUUGCUUUUGGUGUCGCUUAAAAGCGUUUUUCAAACAAUAAAAAAAGAGGUUUUGUGUAAAACCAUGUCUUUUAGAAAUUAUUUGCUAAUUUUUAAAAAAAUAUAUAAUUUUUUGCAUCUUGCUGCAUUUUGAUAUUGCACGUAAGCGGUGCAAAACUCGCGCCAUCUGACGGAUAUUUUAUUAUAUGCUAUAAUUUAUUUAUUAUUUCCAAUAAAAAUUUCCAGUUGCGAAUUUUUUGAGAAGUUUGCGAGGUUCUGUUCUAUGUAAUGAUUGGGAUUUUAUAUACAACGAGGAAAAUAUUUACCCUUUUUUUGAGACCUCUAUCCUAUCUUUUGUGCGAAGUUUUAUAUAUAGUUCACAAAAUUCCAUAAAUAACAAAUGUUUAAAAAUAGACUGUUUGCAAACGCUUAUCGGGACCAAAAUAUAUAAAUGGCGGUCGUUUAGCAGCUGUUGUCAAAGUUUGAGUAUCUAUUAUAUUUGUCAAAAAAUAUACCAGUCCUCAUAAAAGGAACCAUAAAAGUUUCUCAAUUCAACUAAAUACCGCUAUUAAUAAUUUCUUAUUAUGAAUUGAACUAUACUGUAUCUUGCCCCUUAUUGUCGUUAUUUCUUUCCUUUCUGUCUAUCCCCUCGUUGAAUUAGCGAUUUGUAAUAAGGGAAAGUAAAAAAAAUAUCUUCGUAAUUUCUCAAUUUAUUAAAAAGAAAUAUGGGAAAAAUCAACACUAAAACGUACUCCUGCUAAGAAACUUAUCGCGUUCCUGCGAGAAAUCUACUCGAAGGUCCACGAAAUCUAGCGCAAGCAUACUCAAAACGAAACAAAAUACAGGCCGUCCGAAUUUUGACGCGGUGUCCCUCGGACACUCUCACGACAUUGACGGUUGUUUCUUUACGUAGGAUGGAGGAAAUCGACGACAAAAAUAUUAUUAUAAACGACCAAGACGGUCUGCCCAACGUCCACCCGAACUUGAUCCCGGAAGCGGACAUCGACAGUUCCGGCCACAACUCCGAGGACGAGUUCGAAGGUCUCCCCUCCUCUUUGAUCGUAACGAACAUUCACGAGUCCGUGUUCGGUAGUACCGAAAAGCGGCGAGAAAUCGAGGACUUGUUCCGCAUAUUCGACCCCGACGUUACCUUCCAAUGGCUUAAAAGUUUCAAACGGCUUCGGGUCAACUUCCAGACGGCGCCGGCGGCGGCCAACGCGCGCAUACAACUCCACCAGUAUCGCAUCAACGAAUCGGUGAUCACGUGCUAUUUCGCGCAGCCCGUGACGCCCGUCAAAAACCACCUCCAACCCCCCGCGCCUUACAAACAAUUUCUGAUAUCGCCCCCCGCGUCGCCGCCCCUGGAUUGGGAACCCAGACCCGAGGGCGAACCCAUAGUAAACACGGAUCUCAUUGCGGCGCUCGCGUCGUUAGCCCCCGGAAGUUCCUGCGAAUUGCACCCCCCGGGGCCUGGGCAGCCGGGCAUCGUGGUCCAUACGGCGCUGGGCGUCCCGACCGCCGACGCCACUGGCGGAAAACCCAAAAUCAUGCAGACCGCUUGUCCCGAAAGAAGUUAAUGUUAUUCCGCCCUUUAAAUGUAAAUAUAUACCCGGUGUAAAUAUGUGUGCGCGGCCUAGAGGGAGUAAAUCGGGACAAUUGUAGAACGACUGGUGUCCGUUCGAGCCCCAUCCAAAGGCAACAAGACAGCGAAAUAUUUUUCGUCAGUAUUAUCGGUGUCCUUUCGUCCCUGGACAGAGACCAUAACGUCGAAAUGCUCUUGUUAAGGUCACCAGGUCAUUUGAAAGUCACCUUGCACUCGUUUAGGAAGGUUAAGUUGAAGUCUCAGGCUGGACUCGCGUGGCCGUUUAAGAUCUAUGACUUUACCCACGUAUGUCAUUUAGGAUCCAAGCGGGUCUAGUCUCGAGAAACAUAACUUAAGCGACCUUUACACUUCCUUCGAGGCUGGCUGGAUGAUGUAUUUCUAAAUUCUUAUUCAGUUUCCUUCAAACGUCCUUCAAAGUGUACGCGAUCAAGCUGAAGGUCGGCUGGUUACUAAUGCGGGAACAAUUAUUAAUUCUCUUUUUCGACAAUUUGGAAUUCGUCCGACUGACGAAUCGACUUCUGCCUAUGACUUUAACAUUCGAUUGUUUUCUUCUAAAUUGGACACGUUACAAGUGAAAGUAAAUAAUCCUCGACAAGCUGUCUUUGCGUGCGGGGAAUAAUACAGGUAGUCGAAAAAGAAUUCUACUCCGGUAGAAACGCGAACAGAAGCCGUAGGUUACACCUUACCGUUCCUAUUUACAUCACGUACUUUAAUGUGGCGCAACAAAUUACAUCCAAAGAUCUGUGAAAAUCUUAAAACGUCUGUUUUAGGGUUUCUCGAAUACAUACCUCAAUAUUUUAAUGUACACUUUUCUUGAUAUUCACGAACUACUAUGUAUAUAAUAUAUAAAUGUGAUCUUAACGUUUAACAAAUACUUAAUAUGUACCAUAAUGUAAAUGUUAGUGUAUAAUCGCUACGAAUAAUUCGACAGAUGCCUAUAUGUUAAUCGUAGUUACAUUUUGUAAAUUUAUUUUCGAUGUACUUGGCAAAUACAUUUGAUCGAGGAACCUCGGCCUUUCACUUGAUCUGA
Molecule: messenger RNA, 2690 nt
Organism: Cylas formicarius (sweet potato weevil)
Lineage: Eukaryota; Metazoa; Arthropoda; Insecta; Coleoptera; Brentidae
Gene: sra
Product: protein sarah
Exons: 1
Coding region: 972-1634 (220 amino acids)
Biological process (GO): calcium-mediated signaling
Cellular component (GO): cytoplasm; nucleus
Molecular function (GO): calcium-dependent protein serine/threonine phosphatase regulator activity; nucleic acid binding
Source: RefSeq, a predicted model, not a curated record